GUGAGGGCUGCCAUGGUGAAGGCUGCCAUGGUGAAGUCUGUCACAGCAGCCCUGGUGAGCAGAGCCAGCAGCGAGGGACAUGGGCAGCCGGGGGGCAGCACCAGCCUCUGGCUGGGCCAUAGCAGGGGCAUGCUCCCGGGCAAUUCAGCUGCCCCAUUUCCAGUUCAAGGUGAUGCUGAAGAAGCGCAAACAACAGCAAGAGAGGCUGGGCCCGGGAACGUACAACAUCAGGGAUUUCCUGCAGGAGACACAGCCCUCGAGCCUGAGGGGCAUCUGCGACACAAGGGAGCAGAGGUUCAGAGAAAGACAGCGGGAUUUCUUCCCUGGGCCUGGCACCUACGGCCCCCAGGGGAACCCCUACACUCCCCUGGAUGAGAGGGACAGGCGCUCCGCCAGCACACGAGCGCUGAUGGACAGCAGGACAGAGAAGUGUGUCUUCCUGACAGCCACGGGCAGUGGUUUGGCACCCGGCACCUACUCCCCAUGGAGCAGCACCAAGGAGCAGCUGCAACCGGCGGGCAGACGCAGGACCCGCCAGGUCCCAGUGGAAAGGCGGAAGCCUGCAGUCAUCUUGUGGCCCGAUGAGGAGCAGGAGGAAGACACCAAGAAGCACAUUGUCACUGUCAAGGGGUUCCCGGAUGAGCUGAUGUCAAGGGAAAACAAGAAGAAAGGCUGCUUCAGCACAAUGCCACGGAACCCGGGCUGCCCCACAGAGAGGAUCUUCUGGGCCACGCUCAGCCAGUGCCCGAGGGACGCGUUUGAGGUGGGACCAGGCUCAUACGAUCCAAAGCCUGCUGAGAGAUCAGCAAACUUCAACCAGCCCCCGUUCUGGUCGUCUGCAAAGAGGUUUGACAAAAAGGCCGAACGCCUCUUCAUGGGGAAUGAGAAUCGUGUGGGUGUGGGCCGCUAUAAUCUCAGCAGAUAUGACAAAUACCCUCGGAAGAUCAGAUACCAGUCCCUGUACAAGAGUGAAACACAGCGGUACCUGAGCAACUUGAAGCAGGAUGCCUACAUGCUCGAGCGGCUAAAGCCUGCUGCGAAAAACAAAUGGAGUCAUUUGAUUUCUGCUCCACGUUGUCCAGAUACCUGUGAAGAAAGCACUGCUGUUUUCCAAAUGUAAGAUGGUGCUGGAGAGCCUGAAUUGGCAAAUAAACCAUGGACAUGCCAGUGGAUGAGAUGGUGUAAUGCGAAUACUCGCAGUGUGCUGGCAUGCAAGAGAUAGGAAACAAGUCUUGCUCUGUGGUAAUAAAACACCCUUCAGACAUUCGUCAGUCUAA
Molecule: messenger RNA, 1277 nt
Organism: Coturnix japonica (Japanese quail)
Lineage: Eukaryota; Metazoa; Chordata; Aves; Galliformes; Phasianidae
Source: RefSeq, a predicted model, not a curated record